This is a messenger RNA of Sclerotinia sclerotiorum 1980 UF-70, 1353 nucleotides long. RefSeq lists its product as hypothetical. Gene Ontology annotation, molecular function: carbohydrate:proton symporter activity. Gene Ontology annotation, cellular component: membrane. The coding region runs from base 1 to 1353 and encodes 450 amino acids. Gene Ontology annotation, biological process: transmembrane transport; carbohydrate transport. NCBI's taxonomy places the organism in Eukaryota, Fungi, Ascomycota, Leotiomycetes, Helotiales, Sclerotiniaceae. The transcript is spliced from 6 exons. The record is from RefSeq and is a predicted model, not a curated record.
AUGGGGGCUUUAUCUCCAAAAGUCUAUCAGCAUUCAGGUGUUAUCGCCGAAGUCGUUGCAAGUGAAACUUUUAUCAGUGAAUUCAAGCCAACUUCAACACAAACUGGAAUUGUAGUAUCUUUCUUCACCGGUGGAGCUUUUUGUGGUUCUGGCCUUGCCGGACCAAUUGGAGAUAAGUUUGGACGUCGAUGGACUAUAUUUGCAGGAUGUAUUCUCUUUAUACUAGGAGGUGGUCUUCAAACCGGUGCACAACAUAUUCAUUAUCUUUGGGCCGGUAGAUGGAUCGCCGGAUUAGGAGUCGGUUUCCUGGUUAUGAUUAUUCCUCUAUACCAAGCUGAAAUUGCACAUCCCAGUAUUCGAGGUCGUAUCACAUCCUUACAACAAUUCAUGUUGGGUAUUGGUUCUCUCGUUGCCGGCUGGAUCAGUUACGGAACAUAUGUAGGCAUCAAGGGAUCUUCUGCACAAUGGCGCCUGCCUUUGGGUCUACAGAUGCUCCCAGCCGUUAUUCUCGCCGGUCUCAUUUUCCUGUUCCCCGAAUCUCCACGUUGGCUCAUCGACCACGGCUAUCCCGAUAAAGGUCUUUCAACCCUCGCCAGAUUGCACGCACAUGGCGAUGAAAAUGAUCCCUGGGUGCGAGCCGAAUUCGACCAAAUUCAAGAGAGCAUUACAUACGAGCACGAGCAUGAAGCGAAAUCCUAUAUGGAUCUUUUCACACACAAAUCAUCCUUCCGCCGAUUAUUCAUCGCAUGUGCUUUACAAGCAUCGGUUCAAAUGACGGGUGUUUCAGCUAUUCAGUACUAUUCGGUAAAAAUCUAUGGACAGAUCGGUAUCGUCACCUUCCUCAUCGCCUGCGUCCUCAUCGCCACCUUCCCCCCCUCCUCCAACCACAACAUCGGCGCCUCCUGGGGCUUCAUCGUCGUAACCUGGCUGUACAACUUCUCCUUUUCCGCGACUUGCGGCCCCCUCUCCUGGGUCAUCCCCGCCGAAAUUUUCGACACCCGUACCCGUUCCAAAGGUGUCUCCAUCGCAACCAUGGUUUCCUUCGCAUUCAAUACCCUCAUUGGUCAAGUAACCGAUAUGGCUAUGACUAAUAUCGGCUAUCGAUAUUAUUUCCUAUUCAUCAUUUGUAAUUUCACCAAUGCGUUAUUUUUCUACUUGUUCUUGCCUGAGACGGCGAGGAAACCUUUGGAGGAAAUGAAUUAUCUUUUUACUCAUGCGCCUAUUCUCGUACCCGGCACAGACAAAGCCACCUACAACGCGGGCUACGCCGCCGACGUCGAGCGAAGAGCUCUUGAAAUUAGCGAGAAGCAGGAUAUACAAGUGACGCAUUAUCAAGGGGAGCUUGGACAUUAG